Messenger RNA from Galeopterus variegatus (Sunda flying lemur), 766 nucleotides. Its product is annotated as natural cytotoxicity triggering receptor 2-like. NCBI's taxonomy places the organism in Eukaryota, Metazoa, Chordata, Mammalia, Dermoptera, Cynocephalidae. The record is from RefSeq and is a predicted model, not a curated record. Gene Ontology annotation, molecular function: signaling receptor activity. The transcript is spliced from 5 exons. Gene Ontology annotation, cellular component: cell surface. The annotation marks the transcript as partial.
AUGGCCUGGAGAGCCCCCGUGCCCCAACUGCUGCUGCUGCUGCUGCUGUUCCCAGGCUCCUGGGCACUAUUGAGGGCUCAUGAAAUUCAGAAAGUGGUGGGACAGACACUCUCUUUGAAAUGCCGGUACCAGCCCAUGAGCAGGUCCUAUGAGAAGAAAGGCUGGUGCAAGAUGAAGACAAGACUCUGGUGCAUCAGACUGGUCACCAGCUCCCAGCCCCGGACACUGGCUCAGACUGCUCGAUUCUCAAUCUGGGAUGACCCUGCUGCUGGCUUCUUCACUGUCACCAUGACUGAUCUGAGGGAGGAAGACUCAGGACACUACUGCUGUAGAACCUACCACACUUCCAGCAACUCUGUCUCUGAGUCUAUCAAAUUCUAUCUGGUGGUGUCUCCAGUCUCUGCCUCCAGGCAGGCCACCUGGGUUCCCCAUGACCUGGUCUCUUCACAGACCCAGAGCUGUGUGUCCUCAACUGGAGGAGCCAGAGAAGCCCCCAGGGCUCCAUCUGCCAGCACUGCCCCUUCACAGCCCCAGAAUUCCACUCUCCGCUCAGGCCCUGAAGCCCACGGGGACCUGGUCCCAGCACUCUGUGGACUCCUCAUAGCCAAGAGCCUUCUGCUGUCUGCCCUGCUUGUCUGGUGGUGGGACGUGCAGUGGAAAACCCUGAUAGAGCUCAGGAGCUUGGACACCAGUAAAGCCACCUGCCACAUUCAACAGGUCACUGACCUUCUCUGGACCUCAGUUUCUUCACUAAUGAACACGCUUU